Molecule: messenger RNA, 334 nt
Organism: Symbiodinium sp. CCMP2456
Lineage: Eukaryota; Dinophyceae; Suessiales; Symbiodiniaceae
Source: the annotation of a GenBank genome assembly
GCAGAAGGCGCUUAUCCUCAGUGUGGCAGGGCUCCUACUGCUCCCUGUGGGUUGGAGCCGCGUCGUCUUCAAUGACCACUCCGUUGAGCAGGUCUUGGCUGGCGCCGCCUUCGGCGUGGUUGUGGCCUUCUUGUGGUACGGCUUGCUGCAGCUCCGAGUGACAAUGUGGGUGCUGAAGCUCCUCAAAUCCUGGAUCCCGCUGCUGGACCUGAACUAUCCACUGGACGCGGCGCCCGAGGGGCCCUGGGCGCCUGCGGCCGCGGCGAAGGCUGCCAGCUACGGCGCCACGCGGGACCCUGAAGGUACAUCAUCCCAACAGCUGACUGCACAGUGA